Messenger RNA from Chrysemys picta bellii (western painted turtle), 603 nucleotides. It is a transcript of the gene RPL23, whose product is annotated as ribosomal protein L23. Lineage: Eukaryota; Metazoa; Chordata; Testudines; Emydidae. Gene Ontology annotation, cellular component: ribosome; cytosolic large ribosomal subunit. Gene Ontology annotation, molecular function: large ribosomal subunit rRNA binding; structural constituent of ribosome. The record is from RefSeq and is a predicted model, not a curated record. Gene Ontology annotation, biological process: translation.
UGCGUCACGUGUCGAGGGAGGUCCUCGCCUCCGUGCCGUCGUGUGACGUAGCAGGCCGUGCGCCGUGCGGGAACUAAUAUCCCGGCAUCCUUUGCGCCGCCCUUUCUCUUUUUUUUUUUCGGGCCCCAAGAUGUCCAAGCGAGGACGUGGUGGUUCGUCCGGUGCGAAAUUCCGUAUUUCCCUCGGUCUCCCCGUGGGAGCUGUGAUUAACUGUGCAGAUAACACAGGUGCCAAGAACCUGUACAUCAUCUCCGUGAAGGGGAUUAAGGGGCGCCUGAACAGGCUGCCAGCUGCUGGUGUAGGUGACAUGGUCAUGGCUACUGUCAAGAAGGGCAAGCCAGAGCUCAGGAAGAAGGUGCACCCGGCAGUGGUAAUUCGGCAGCGGAAAUCGUACCGGAGAAAAGACGGGGUGUUCCUCUAUUUUGAAGACAACGCGGGAGUGAUAGUAAAUAACAAAGGGGAAAUGAAAGGCUCAGCAAUCACAGGCCCCGUGGCUAAGGAAUGCGCAGAUCUGUGGCCCAGGAUAGCCUCCAAUGCUGGCAGCAUCGCAUAAACCUGCUCCAUCCUCGUUGUAAAGAUAAAAUAAAAGUGGUUGCACCAAAA